UAGCUAAAUUAAAGAGGGAGGGAAGAGGAGCUCACAGCCAUGAGUGAAGAAUAUGAAGAAAACGUAGAGUUAAACUAUCUCAAAGUGACGGCUGGUGCUUAGGACAGGUCCCACAAGCUGAAUUUCUCUGAUGGUUUGGAUGGUACACGCGGCGGUCAAAGCUUCUGCUCUCGCAUCCAUGUGGUGCUGACCUGCAGCCUGAAGAUGCGAGUGAGUGCGUGGCUUCUCUGCGUGUCCUGGCUCUGCACCUGGGCGGCGUACUCGCCCAGGUGCACGUGCCAGGACGCAUGUCCGACAGAGUCGGGACUGGCGAGGAGGUCAAAGACUCGGGUCAAGGAGCAUGUCCGUCACGACGUCAGGCAGCAGCAGCACACUGUGCACAGACACAGGCCGCUGCGUAGAAAAGCUUUCAGAGUUCAUGCAGAGGAGACGCCGCCCCGCAUCGUCCACCACCCCUCUGACGUGGUCGUGAAAGUUGGGAAUCCGGCCACGCUCUCCUGUCGAGUGGACGGCAGCCCCAAGCCAACCAUCGAGUGGCGGCACAACGGCCAGCCCCUGGAGACGGUGAACGGAGACGAACACUGGCAGGCCAUGGUUUUGUCAGAGGGCAGCCUCUUCUUCCUGAGUGUUGAAGGAGGCGGGCAGGGGCAGUCACACGAGGGUGUCUACACAUGCGUGGCCAGCAACAGCGCGGGGAAGGCCACCAGCCGCAAUGCAUCGCUGUAUAUCGCAGUGUUGAAGGAAGAGUUUGUUGUGGAGCCCACUGAUGUGGAGGUAGCAGUGGGGGAGGUGGCUGUCCUAAAUUGCGAACCUCCGUCUGGACACCCUGAGCCGAACGUCAUGUGGAAGAAGGAUGGCCGGCCGAUCAACAGCAGUGACCACCACUACACUGAGCUGAGUGGGAAGCUCAUCAUCGCUCCUGCGGAGAAAAACCACUCCGGCGCUUACGUGUGCGUGGCCAGUAACACUGAGGGAGUGAGGGAGAGCAGAGCAGCUCGGCUUUCUGUGUUGGCCAAACCUAUGAUGGUGCUGAAGCCGGAGAACGUGUCAGUGAGGACGGGGGAGUCGGCCCACUUCUACUGCCGAGCUAAAGGUGACCCUCCACCGUCUGUGGUGUGGAGCAGAGAGCAGGGGUCACUGCCCAAUGGCAGGUACCUUGUAAAUCCAGACCAGACUCUGCAGAUCCAUUAUGUGACAACUCAGGACGCUGGGAAGUACGUCUGCACGGCGGUCAAUGAUGUAGGUGUGGUCACCGCCAGUGCACAGCUGCUGGUUGAAGAGGCUGCCAGCACUAAACAGAAAGACCUUCACAAAGAGCUGUCAGCUCUGCGAGUGGCUCUGGAAAAUGUCACCAUUGUGGCCCCUGGGUCCAACAUAUCCCAAGUACAAUGGAAGCUCCAGUUCCUCCCUGCCCAGCCACAUUACCUUGAUGGCUUUGAGGUUCUCUAUCGCUCCCUGCUGCCCGCCAGCUCAGAGUGGGCAGCCAAGAAGGUGACGCCACCGGGUUUCCAGACUCAGGUGGGCCCUUUAAAGAGAGGCUACAAGUACGAAUUCAAAGUCCGUCCCUAUGGCAGCAACUUGUAUGGAAGGGAGAGCAACACGCGUCACCUCAGAGUCCCAGAGAUGGUUCCCAGUGCUUCUCCGCUGGCUGUGUCCAUAACAGUGAGUCAUGAGCAGAAUAACACCGUCCACCUGAGCUGGGAGCCUCCUCCACAUGAAACCCACAAUGGUAUCAUCCAGGGUUACCAGGUGUGGUGUGUGGAUUCUGAGGAGCAGCAGUACCAGAACUGGACAGUGAAUAGUGGACAACACAGCCUCGAUAUCUCUGCUCUGAAGCCAGGGAAACGUUACUGGCUCACCAUUGCAGCUGUCAACGGCGCUGGAGUUGGAACACAGAGUGACCCUCAUGGAUUUGUCAUCAACUCACACAUCGCCGGUCCUGCCGAGUCCGACAGCCAAAGACGGGAUCUGUCUCAGGUCUUGGCCCUGUUUCAGGACCCAGUGUUGAUUGGGAGCAUUGGCGCCCUCCUGUGGUGUAUUCUGAUGGUUGCAGCCGUCUGCUUGUUCAGACGCCACAGCGGGACGGGUCUGAUGCCGGGACAAGGCAAGGGAAGAGGUUUGCACAGACUGGCUGAUGAAGACCUCAUCAUUAAACACAGGAUGGCAGCUCCAGACUCCCCAUGGAUCUCUGGAACCUGGAGACCUGCCUUCAGCCAGAAGUACCAGGACUUAUGGGCCCAAGGUCAGAAACAUCCAGGCAUCAGGAGCACCAGCCUCCCAGUCUCAUCGAAGAAGGACCCCAACGGCCUGGACUCGGUCGUCCCCAUCGUGACUGACAACUGCAGCGUCUACGGCACUUUCUACGUGGACCUGAUGGGCAACGGCCUCAAGACCUUCAGCAGUCCCAGGUGUCGGCCCAAAAUGCCUCACAGUCUGCCACAUCAGCAAGGAGUCGAGACCAUCCAGAUAUUCUCCCAGCCCGUAGCGAAGAGCUCGCCGCUCGUAAGCCGCGAGGCGCUGCCAUGGAAACAGGCCAUACGUCCGCAGCCCAAGAUGGGCGUGCUGAGGGAGUCGAGGGAAAAGAUCCACACCAAACAAGAGUUGCAUGCAGUCAACAGCGUCCCCAUACUGUCAACCAGAAACCAGGCCUGUCCGUCCAGUUUCUACAAACAGAGACUCAGUCACAUACCACCAGGUCGACAUGGUGGAAACCGAGUGUGCGGGGAAGCUGGCGUCUGUCCUCGGCUGCUGCAUUACUCCGCAUCGGUGCACCUAGUGGACAUGCUGCCCCCGCCACCUCCGAUGCCCACAGACAACAUCACAGACUCACACAGCCUGACGUCAGAUGAAGGUUCCAGUCGUUCUACAAAGCUCACAAUGGACACGGGCUCUCUCCAGUCAAUGUGUCCUGCAUCAGGACAACGUGAGCAGCCAGGUCUCAGCACUAACAACAACAACAACAACAAGAGAUGCCCCUCCCACAGCCAACAAUCUACUGCGUCGUAUUCCAUGUCAUUCGAUGAAGAACACAGUGGCACACUGACAACACAGGAAGCCACUCAGUAUCUGGAGCUGAGCCCUAAACCAGAAAGAUGCAGUGUUCUGCCUGAGCAGCGUCCCUUCCUGACGUCCACCUUCGCUCCAAACCUGGGCUUCAUGCACAGGCCAGUGCAUGCCACUCGACUGGAGGACGACCUCGCAUCUGACGAGCCUGAAGCUCCACCCGUCCACCUGCGGCGUGCCCGCCUCCAGAGCACGCCGUCCUCCUGCUACAGCGAAUGGGACAGCUCACUGUGGAACACGUGGAGCACAGCCACGGAUGACAACAUGGCCAGCGCCCGCACCAGCCUCAUCAGCUCCGUGGACAGCUGCUACACAAGCGACAGCGCACACUUCGCCCACCUGCUUGCCGUGGCGGCAGAGACAAUGAGUGGAGCUUCAUUGUCAGAUUUCUCUCCGCCGGCCUCCCCCCUCAGCGCCGUCAUGUACCCGCCGUUCCACGCAGAGGGCGACUCGUUCGGCGAGCCGGAGCAUGUUCCGGCGUGGGACUGGAGUAUGGCCUGGGUGGAGGAAAUGGAGGCCCAGUACAGAGCUCACUAUCCUGGCAGAAGCACGAAACCCUUCAACACUUAAGGGAAUAAUGACGGAGGCAAACGCGAGCCAAUCGUCUUUAGGAACACCUUGAAGCAGCUGCGUCAUACAGUGCUUUUUUCUUUACUUUUAUAAAAGUGCUGCAACCAAUAUUGAGGUCUGAGUAACUCGGAAAUAUAAUUGGAGCUUACUCUUUGAUGUUUCACCUCUGCUGCGGGAGCUGCACGUCUGCCAGUUACGUGUCUUUUUACAACUUUUUUCCCCAGUUUUACCUCAGGACAGGUCCAUCUGUUUUUUUUGCAUCCUUUAUGUGACGUUCAUUAAGUUGCCACAGUUUUGCUCUUCUCAUUACAGGAGAGGAUAAUGAGACGCUUCCCUCAGGACGCUCUCAGCCUCCGUGUUCUUUUGAAAAGGCCAGAAAGACACGGAGACCGGACGUGAGACAGUGAGACAGCAGUCAUUAGGGCAAAAGACGUACAAGAGUUCUCACAGGAGUUCGUCCGCACUUCAAACAGUCUUUUUUGUUUAUUAUUAUUAUUAUUGUUAUUAUUCUCCUCCACUUAGACUUACCGCAGCGUAGUGAUUUUGUACAGAAUGAUUUAAGGACGCAUUGUAAAUAAUGCAGCAUAUUCGACAGAUGUUAUUUAAAGAGUUUUAAGUACGGUCACAUUCUGAGAAUUCUUUUAUAUUGUUAUUAUUAUUAUUCUUCUUCAAUGGUCUUUUUUAUUGUUUACCAUGCAGCCUGUCCACAUUUCACUCUUACGGCAGAAUCCGUAAAAACGUAACUGUAGCUCACGAGAGAAUAAACGUAGAACUUUUGUUUGUUUGAACGCACGUAGGAUUUAAGUCAUUUGAUUUUAGUAAUAAAGUAUUUUUUAAAAGACUUUAAGGUGCUAUAUAUAUAAACAUUUAUUCAACAUAUGUAUAUAUAAAAUGACUUUUUUCUAUUUCACUAAUGUUAGUUUUACAUUUUGGAAGAAUUUGUGUUUCUUUUUUUCUAAACCUUACAGAUGUGUUUUAUAGUUUUGAAUAAAAAGUUUGCUUUGGAUUGAAGAUGAUUGUCUUAAGCUGCAGUGAGUACAUUUUGUUGAUAUUCUUCUGCCUCCUUUAUGUAAAAAAACUUUUAAACACUUUUUGUG
This is a messenger RNA of Solea solea (common sole), 4730 nucleotides long. RefSeq names its product roundabout, axon guidance receptor, homolog 4 (Drosophila) (gene robo4). Gene Ontology annotation, molecular function: protein binding. Gene Ontology annotation, biological process: axon guidance; cell-cell adhesion. The coding region runs from base 205 to 3633 and encodes 1142 amino acids. Gene Ontology annotation, cellular component: plasma membrane; axon. The record is from RefSeq and is a predicted model, not a curated record. The transcript is spliced from 19 exons. NCBI's taxonomy places the organism in Eukaryota, Metazoa, Chordata, Actinopteri, Pleuronectiformes, Soleidae.